This is a messenger RNA of Psammomys obesus (fat sand rat), 3611 nucleotides long. It is a transcript of the gene Mboat2, whose product is annotated as membrane bound O-acyltransferase domain containing 2. The transcript has 13 exons. Gene Ontology annotation, cellular component: membrane. The coding region runs from base 66 to 1628 and encodes 520 amino acids. Gene Ontology annotation, biological process: lipid modification. NCBI's taxonomy places the organism in Eukaryota, Metazoa, Chordata, Mammalia, Rodentia, Muridae. Gene Ontology annotation, molecular function: acyltransferase activity. The record is from RefSeq and is a predicted model, not a curated record.
CGUAGCUCGGCACAGAGCGAGCGGCAACUGGCCGGAGCGGGCGGGCGCAGCGCGGAGGCCCGGCCAUGGCCACCACCAGCACCACGGGCUCCACCCUGCUGCAGCCCCUCAGCAACGCCGUGCAGCUGCCCAUUGAUCAGGUCAACUUUGUAGUGUGCCAACUCUUUGCCUUGUUAGCAGCCGUUUGGUUUCGAACUUAUCUACAUUCAAGCAAAACUAGCUCUUUUAUCAGACACAUAGUUGCUACCCUUUUGGGCCUUUAUCUUGCAUUUUUUUGCUUUGGAUGGUAUGCCUUACACUUCCUUGUACAAAGUGGGAUUUCCUACUGCAUCAUGGUCACAGCAGGAGUGGAGAGCAUGCACCAAUGUUGUUUUGUGUUUGCUUUGGGAUACCUCUCAGUGUGUCAGAUUACUAGAGUCUAUAUCUUUGAUUAUGGACAAUAUUCUGCUGAUUUUUCAGGCCCAAUGAUGAUCAUUACGCAGAAGAUCACUAGUUUGGCUUUCGAAAUUCAUGACGGGCUGUUCCGAAAGGAUGAAGAACUGACUCCGUCGCAGAGGGAACUGGCUGUGAGGCGCAUGCCAAGUCUGCUGGAGUAUGUAAGUUAUACCUGCAACUUCAUGGGCAUCCUGGCAGGCCCGCUCUGCUCUUACAAAGACUACAUUACUUUCAUUGAAGGCAGGCCAUCCCACGUGGCACAGUCCAGUGAAAAUGGAAAAGAAGAGCAGCAGCAUGAUAGGGCAGAUCCGUCUCCAAACGCAGCAGUUACGGAGAAGCUCUUAGUCUGUGGACUCUCGUUAUUGUUUCACUUGACCAUCUCCAGCCUGCUACCCGUGGAGUACAACAUCGACGAGCAUUUCCGAGCCACCGCGUCGUGGCCGGCCAGAGCCACCUAUCUCUAUGUCUCUCUUUUGGCUGCCAGACCUAAGUACUAUUUUGCAUGGACCUUAGCUGAUGCCAUUAACAACGCUGCCGGCUUUGGAUUCAGAGGCUACGACAGGAGUGGAGUGGCUCGUUGGGACUUAAUUUCUAAUUUGAGAAUUCAGCAAAUAGAGAUGUCAACAAGUUUUAAGAUGUUUCUCGAUAAUUGGAAUAUCCAGACAGCUCUUUGGCUCAAAAGGGUGUGUUAUGAGCGAGCAACCUUCAGCCCAACAAUCCAGACAUUCUUUCUCUCUGCCAUUUGGCAUGGGGUCUACCCAGGAUACUAUCUGACAUUUCUAACAGGAGUGUUAAUGACAUUGGCAGCCCGGGCUGUGAGAAAUAACUUUAGGCAUUAUUUCAUUGAACCCCCUCAACUUAAGUUCUUUUAUGAUAUCAUCACGUGGGCGGUGACACAGCUGACAAUAAGUUACACGGUGGUGCCGUUCGUGCUUCUUUCUAUAAAACCAUCGUUCACGUUCUACAGCUCCUGGUAUUAUUGCCUUCACAUCUGCAGUAUCUUAGUGUUGCUGUUACUGCCUGUGAAAAAAUCUCAAAGAAGAAAGAGCACACAGGAAAACGUUCAGCUCUCACGGGCCAAAAAGUUUGACGAAAAAGAAAACUCUCUGGGACAGAACAGUUUUUCCAUGACAAAUAAUGUUUGCAAUCAGAACCAAGACACUGACUCUAGACACUCCUCACUAACGCAGUGACUGGGAACCCAGGUGAUGGCUGUUUCCCCAUCUCUGAGCAGAAACCAGUCUUGACGCCUUUCCAGAGCCUCCUGUUUAAGGAAAAGAGACUAACUGGGUGGGAAUGGGACAGUUUCAGCCGGGGGUUUCCUGUACACCAGAUUGGAAAUGGAAUGAAAUAACCCCUCCCAUGCCAUGUUCUGUGGGUCACGCCUUACACAAAAUCUUUCCAUGUUUCAACAGGGCACUCUGACCUCAGCAUACGCCCUCAAGGUCAUACGUGUGCCCUGUUGCUGAAUGUACAUUGCGUAUCCCAAGGCACUGAAGAGGUGGAAAAAUAAUCAUGUCAAUCGGGAUGGUUGAAAGAUUAACUUUUUCCAAAUGAAUGUCUUGCCUUAAACCUUCUGUUUCCUAAAAUGUUGUUCCUGGAUGGGAUUUUCAAGUGUAAUAGUAUGGGGAGACAGUUUCAAUAUUUGAUACGGUGUGCUGCAAAGGGGGAUUGAGGAGUAGCUUAGAAACAAAUAUUUAAGAGUGUGGGUACUUUCAAAAUGCAAUAAACACCUCAGUAUUUGAAAGGUUUCUUAAGGUCUCUCCGAGGGCUGCGCACACGGUGUAAACAUUCAGGACUAAAUUACAGGUAGCGUGUUUUGCCGGGAGCUUAAUUACCUGGGAUCAGUUGGGGGCCCUUCCAGGAGGACUCUCUUAAACAUAAUGAAAGGUUGGCAAUGUGAUAUUUUAGGCUUAUUUUCUUAAAAAAAAUAAAAUAAUUAGAGGGAAGAUGAGGUAAGCAGGCCAGAAUGAAGAAUGUGUGGCCCAGGGGCAGAGGACUUCCCCCUCCAGUGUCUAAGAUUAAUGUGACUGUGGGGGACACAAAGUUUGAUAAGUUGGUAAUGCUAUAGACUCUCUGAAGAAAUUUCUUGAGCAUAAAUUGCUUAGAAUUAGAGGGGUUAUAAGAGUAACCGUGGUAGAGGGGUUCAAAGAUUUUGAAUGAAAUCUCUAGUAAUUAAGGUUAUUAUAUGGUUCAUCAGUUUCCUGUCCCUGUCAUUUUCAUUGCUAUCUGGGAGAGAUUUAGGGAAAAGAAAACUUAGUUGAUGAGUCUAAAUGACAUUUUUUUAAAACUAAUAAAUUAGUUUUUACACUCUUCAUGCAUUAAAAUUCUUCAGUUAAACUCUUGUUAAAAUGGAUGUUAAAUUCUCUCAAAACAAGUGUGUGUUUUCCUUUUAGGGCUCACUGCUGCCCUGAGUGACUGGAUAUGUCUUAAAUCCCACAGCAGUGUGCUACAGCAGCCAUAAGUGAGGGGUGGUUUGAGGCUGUAGAACUGAGCCUGGGCCUGUAGCUUCUGCCUUGUGAGACCUAAAGGCUGGGCUGUUAUUUGACCAAUCUCCUUUGUGAAAUUAGUUCUGGUUUUGCCUUAAUAUUUCAAACAAACUGCAGAUUGUCAGUCUACAAUGAGUUGGUUUUUGUUUUUUGUCAUGAAUACAUUUGUAAGUAAAGUUAAGGAGGAACCAGCAAUUGUGGUAUAAACUUUAAGGUGUCAGUGGAAGAAGAACACCAGCAUGGCAUUCUAGGACUUCAGAGGCACAUGACGUGUUUGCUUUUCUGAAGGCUAAUUCUUUGCCUCUGAUGAGGAGAGUCCUCCCCUUACCCCUCCCGCAGGAAAAGGCCAGUAAAUACCUUUUCUUAGUUUCCCCAUCAAGCUGUGGAAUUCGAGAAGAAAGAAAAAAGUGUUUUAUGGAGAGUGUCUGUCCCUAAAUGUCUCUGAGAUUUCAUGGACUUGAUGGAGAAUCCAGUCACUAAUGGUCAAGAAAGCCCGAGGCAUUAUUUCAUAAGUAAAAGCCAGUGAAACUGCUGAAGGCUUGCUUGGUCUCUCCAACCGAAUGACCCCCAUUUAUUUCUGUUACGUGCACACGUUUUAUUUCUUGGUCUAUACUCUGAGUCACUCUUGCCUGUUUCCUGUCAAGGAAGACAGUUGACAAAUGUUCUGGUUCCCAGCAAUACACAGCU